UUGAGAUAUGAUUGUCUACAAUUUUUCAGCUAGUGGUAAUAGCCUGUGAGCUCAUGCCCUCUGUGCCGAAAAAUAUCCAUAUCAUAGAAUACCAACAGGUAAGCUAUUUGGCUGAAUUUUCCAGCAUCUUAGGGCACAGCUCCUCAAGCACCCCACAAGGUUCACCACAUCCAGACCCUAAGGCUUCAAGACGAAUAUGGAUAUUUGCAGUUCUUCCAAAGGAUGUUGCAAAAGUGUUGUGUAGACCUAAUAUUUUAUUUACUAAUGAGUUGAAGUUCACAAGAGGUGGUGUCACGAAUUCUCAUAAUCAUCUUGUGUGGUCUGAUGAAAAUCCCCUUGCAGUCACAGAAAGAGAUCAACAGCACUAUUUCUCAAUCAACAAUCUGGCAGGAACAUUUCACAGACAUGGGGAUUUCUUAUCCUCCACAUCUCAAUUCUCAAGAUUUGAUUACGGAGACACUUGAAGUGACAUAUAGAUGCCAUAGGAUCAUGUGUUCAAUGCAUGCCAUCACAAUAAGAGCUAGGCCAACUUCAACGAGUGUGUGAUUCCUUAUGCCAAAGGUCAUUAGAUAGAUUACCAUAGAUGGACAUUACAGUGAGUCCCAUUCAUAAACGAUUGUUCAGAUCUCAGAAAGUACAUGUUUCUAGACAAUAUUUAUUGGACUUGUGUUACUUGUUUUGAUGAGCAAUGCUGCCUCUCAAAAUAUUAGACUUCCUUAAACACUGUAUAUUAACCCUUGAGUGGACAUGUUAUUGUUCAUAACA
Molecule: messenger RNA, 765 nt
Organism: Schistocerca serialis cubense
Lineage: Eukaryota; Metazoa; Arthropoda; Insecta; Orthoptera; Acrididae
Exons: 3
Coding region: 54-464 (136 amino acids)
Source: RefSeq, a predicted model, not a curated record